AUGGAUAAGUGGCUAAAUAGAGUAACAGACAAUAAAUCUACGUCUGAAAACUGUCCAGUAAGUUCUGCUUCAAAGUUGGAAAGCGCAAGUCAAGAUGUGAAUUAUCCUAUGAAAAUAAGAAAAUGUUUAAGAAAAUAUGAUCCUGAUUACAUUAAUAUUGGAUUCACGGUCAUAGACGUAAGCAAUGAACCUCGAACUCAAUGUGUUAUCUGUUUUGAAAUUCUUUCUAACCAAUGUAUGAAACCGUCCUUAUUAAAACGUCACCUUUCUACAAAACAUUCGACGUUAGAAAACAAACCAAAGGACUAUUUCGUUCGAAAAUUGUCUGAGAUGAAAAGCACGAAGAAAAUUAUAUCAUCUUUUAGCGGUAGUACUGAAAAAGCAGUGGAAGCAUCUUUCUUAGUGAGCUUAAGAAUAGCGAAGUGUGGAAAACCUCAUACCAUCGGCGAAGAACUGAUUUUACCGGCGGCAAAAGAUAUGGUAACUUGUAUGUUAGGUGUUCCGUCAGCUAAACAACUUGAUAUGAUAUCACUGUCAAAUGAUACAGUUCGCCGCAGGAUUGAAAAUGUAUCAAACUAUGCUCAACUUAUGGUUUACGUGCGGUAUGUAUUUCAAACUGUAAUUAAAGAGGAUUUUUUAUUUUGUGAAGCACUAUCAACACGAACUACCGCUGACGAAAUAUUUAAAAAGUUGAACCACUUUUUUGUUGAAAAUGGAUUAAACUGGAAAAAGUGUGUUGGCUUCUGUUCUGACGGUGCUCGAGCUAUGACAGGUAAACAUGGAGGUGUUGCGAGUAAAAUUAAAUUGGUUACAGAAAAUUGUACUUUCAUACAUUGCAGCAUCCACAGGGAAGCUUUAGUAGUAAAACGUAUGCCAGAACAAUUUAAACUAGUACUCCAGGAAGCCAUAAAGGUAGUCAAUUUUAUUAAAUCUCGGGCUCUACAGUCUCGUUUAUUUACAAAACUGUGUUCCGAAAUGGGAAGUGAUCACAUUCAAUUGCUUUUACAUACGGAAGUGAGAUGGCUCUCUCGAGGAAGAAUGCUUAGCAGGUUAUUUGAACUACAUUCUGAGGUUCAGUUAUUCCUAGGAGAGACUAAUUUUGAACUCAAAGAUAAAUUGACAGAUAACCUGUGGAUAACAACAUUGGCAUACUUAUCAGACAUUUUCAAUCGUCUCAAUGUAUUAAAUUUAAGUUUACAAGAACAUGAACUUCAAGUGGAAGCUGAUCUCGUAAAAAACAUAAGACACCAUUGCAAAAUGCUAAAAACAACGUUUGAAGAAUAUUUUAAAGAAGAUUAUUCUGAAUUUUUUUGGAUAAGAAACCCAUUCAUUUUGGAUUUGGAUGAUAUUCCUAAGACACUAACAAACAAUGAAAAAGAAUCUUUGAUAGAAUUGUCAUGCGAUGAAAGUUUGAAAAUGGAAUUUACUAAAUUAGAAUUGGAUAAAUCUGAUUUAAAUAUAAUGAUAACAGAUGAACUGAUGACACAAGAAAAUUGGAGAAAUAAAGCAGACCAACCAUAUCAAAAUUAA
This is a messenger RNA of Sipha flava (yellow sugarcane aphid), 1530 nucleotides long. Its product is annotated as zinc finger BED domain-containing protein 5-like. Bases 1 to 1530 code for a protein of 509 amino acids. Lineage: Eukaryota; Metazoa; Arthropoda; Insecta; Hemiptera; Aphididae. The record is from RefSeq and is a predicted model, not a curated record. The transcript is spliced from 4 exons.